This is a messenger RNA of Chelonoidis abingdonii (Abingdon island giant tortoise), 11344 nucleotides long. It is a transcript of the gene DCHS2, whose product is annotated as dachsous cadherin-related 2. The record is from RefSeq and is a predicted model, not a curated record. Gene Ontology annotation, molecular function: calcium ion binding. Gene Ontology annotation, cellular component: plasma membrane. NCBI's taxonomy places the organism in Eukaryota, Metazoa, Chordata, Testudines, Testudinidae. Gene Ontology annotation, biological process: homophilic cell-cell adhesion.
GUGCUUUAGAGGAUUUCCUAUUGCUCUAGCAACAGGAAUAAUGCACCUGACUGCGGCGGGGGGAAGCGGCCGGUGAGGCCAGCGGAGCGCGGCGCAGAUGCCAAAGAAAUAAAGGAGGUGAGAGCGAAAAGGAAGCAUCCGGCAGCGCUGGUGGAGGAGCGCACAGGCUGCGGCAGUGUGUGCGCGGCGAGGGGCCCCCGGCUGAGCCGCAGGACUGUAAAUAAACCCCUUACGAUGCUGAAUUAGAAGCGAUCCCCGUGUCAUUGCACUGGGCUGCGAGGCGGUGUCUGGGGAGCACCCGGUGCUUGGAUUCCCCCGGCUGCGGGGAGAUCAGCGGCUCUCGCUUGAGAAGAAGGGGGCGGGAGCAGCGGAGAAUGGGGCAGCGACCGCUGCCCCCGAGGGCGAGCAGCAGGUGCCAGAGGCAGCAGGAGCGGCCUCUCCCCCAGGGGAGCAGGAGACGCGGGGGCCUCGGGGCGUCCGGGGCCGGGCUACCGGCGCUGCUCGUGCCCCUGUGGCUGUGCGCGGCGGGGGGCUGCUCAGCCCAGCUGUACAACCUCAGCCUGGCGGUGGAUGAGGGGCUCCCGGCGGACACGUUGGUCGGGGACAUCCGGGCCGGGCUGCCCCCGGGCGACGGGCAGCCGGGCGGCUUCUUCUUGUCGGAGGGGAGCGGCGAGUCGGCGGUGCUGGCGGAUUUCCACGUGCAGCCCGACACCGGCCUCAUACACACGGCGCGGCGCCUGGACCGGGAGCGGAGGGCGCGCUACAGCUUCGUGGCGGCCACGCUGCGCGGGGAGAUGGUGCAGGUGGAGAUCGCGGUCACCGACGUGAACGACCAUCCGCCCCGCUUCCCGCGGGACUCGCUGCGGCUCAACGUCUCCGAGCUCAGCCCCCCCGGCACCGCCUUCCGCCUCCCGGGCGCCCGGGACCCAGACGCUGGCAGCUUCGGCACCCAGAGCUACACGCUGCUGGCCGACGGGCAGGAGGCGGCGGCGCCGCUCUUCCGGCUGCGCUACGGCUCCCCCCCGGAGCCGCUGGACCUGGUGCUGCUGCGGCGGCUGGACCGGGAGCGGGCGGACUCGCACCGGCUGCUGAUCGAGGCCUGGGACGGGGGCAGCCCGCGGCUGAGCGGCCGCCUGCGGGUGGAGAUCCGGGUGCUGGACGAGAACGACAACGCGCCCGCCUUCAGCCAGCGCGAGUACCGGGCCCGCGUGCGGGAGGACGCGGCGCCGGGCACCGCCGUCUGCCGCCUGCUGGCCACCGACCCGGACCUGGGCGCCAACGGCGAGGUGCGCUACCUCAUCAACCGCCGCCAGAGCGACCCCGCCGCCUACUUCGCCGUGGAGGAGCGGACCGGGCUGCUGCGCGUCAACCGCCCGCUGGACCGCGAGGCCCGCGCGCUGCACCGCGUCAUCGUGCAGGCGCGGGACGGCGGCGCCGAGCCCGAGGUGGGCAGCGCGCUGGUCUCCGUCGCGGUGCUGGACGUGAACGACAAUAGCCCGGCCAUCCGCGUGCUCUACCUGACCGAGGGCGGCGGCGCCCGCCUCUCCGAGGCCGCGCGGCCGGGGGACUACGUGGCGCGCGUCUCCGUCUCGGACCGCGACGAGGCCGGGGACGAGCUCGGCCUGAGGCUGCAGGGCGGGGACGGGACCUUCGCCCUGCGGCCCGGCGGCACCGCCGGCCUCUAUUUCCUCUGCGUGGAGGGGCCGCUGGACCGCGAGAGCCGCGACCUGUACGAGCUGCGCCUGGCGGCCACCGACGGCGGCUCCCCGCCGCUCUCCGCCCACGAGACGCUGCUGCUCCGCAUCGCCGACAUCAAUGACCAGCCGCCCGCCUUCCCGCAGCCCCGCUACAGCGCCGCCGUCUCCGAGGCCGCCUCCCCCGGCACCGCCGUGAUGCGGCUCAGCGCCUCGGACGCCGACGAGCCCGGCUCUCCCAACGCCCAGGUGCGCUACGCCCUGGAGGCGGCUCCGGGCCUUGAGCUCUUCCACAUCGACCCGCUGAGCGGCGUGAUCAGCACCCGGCGCAGCCUGGACCGCGAGCGGGAGUCGGCGCUGGAGCUCCGGGUGGUGGCGCGGGACCUGGGGGAGCCGCCGCUCUCCGCCUCCUGCCUGGUGAGCGUCCGGGUGGAGGACGCCAACGACAACGAGCCGGUCUUCGAGCAGCAGGUCUACAGCGCCAGCCUGGCCGAGCACGCGGGGCCCGGGCACUGCCUGCUACAGGUCAAGGCAACAGAUGCAGAUGCAGGCCAGUUUGGUCGUAUCGAAUAUUUUCUUUAUGAUGGAUUCCAUAACUAUGAAAAAUCUAAAGCAUUCCAGAUAGAUCCCCAUACAGGACACAUCUGUGUGUGUCAAGACAUUGACAGGGAAGGGGAUCCAGCCACUUAUGAUCUCUUAGUGAAAGCUACAGAUGGGGGUGGGCUAAGUUCCCAAGCUUUUGUUCGUAUUGAGAUAGAAGACAUUAACGAUAAUCAACCUAUUUUCGAACCUGCUAGCUAUGUGACAAGCAUCAGUAGUCAUACGCACCCAGGAACAGAGAUCAUCAAUGUUGUUGCCACAGACAGGGAUUCAGGCAUAUAUGGAGUUGUGACAUAUGAGCUGGUUCCAGGAGAAUUUUCUUUCCUUUUCACAGUGGAUACUUCUUCAGGAAUUAUUUACUUGAUAUCAACUCUCAGUCAUUUGGAUCAUACCAUGAUGUUCUUGACUGUUUCUGCACGGGAUGGUGGUGGCCUUACCUCUGUUGUUAAUGCAUCUGUCACAGUAAACAUCCUCCAGGCCACUUUGGCACCAGCUGUAUUUGAGAGGUCACGGUAUACCUUUUCUGUUCCUGAAGAUGUACCUGAAGGCAGCCCUGUUGGAACUGUAAAAGCAAGGGAGCCUUUAAAUACUUUCGAAGUGAUCUCUUACACAAUUUCCUCUGGUGAUCCUUACCGAAGAUUCUCUAUUGACCCUCAGUUUGGUAUCAUUCUCACCAAAAAGCAGCUGGACCAUGAAACUCAAUCUCUCAUUAUCCUUACUGUCCAGUCACAGUUGGGCAGCUCCCCUAUCUACAGUAGCACCCAGGUCAAUAUAUCUGUGAUUGAUGUCAAUGACAAUCCUCCAGUAUUUCUUACAAAAUCUGAUAAGAUAACUAUAUCUUAUAGUACAGUGCCUGGCACAGCUCUGUACAUUGCUCAUGCAGAAGAUAAAGACAGUGGGUUAAAUGGGGUAAUCAAAUAUACUAUUGCAAACAGGCAGUCAAAUGCAUUUACCAUUGAUCCAAGCCUUGGGGUGGUAUAUCUCACCAAGACUCUGUUCACAGAUAAGCAGCAUGAAUACACUCUCCACAUAACAGCUGAAGAUCACGGAACUCCUCCACUGAGUUCUCUGCUAAUGCUGACAGUGAUUGUUGAAGAGCAAAAGAUGGGCACCACCUUGACUUUUGAAAACUUGGUGUAUCAAGUGGAAGUCAGUGAGACUUCUUCUCUGGAUGCCAAAAUUCUGCAAGUACAAGCCCACACACAAGUUCCACAGCACACUGGCUCACAGAUGGUGUACUCUCUGGAGCCUAGCACAGAUUCUGCUGCAUUUGGAAUUGACCCUGUCACUGGCUGGAUUUACCUCCGGAAGUAUCUGAACUAUGAAUCUACACAGAUGUACAAUUUUAGAGCCUUUGUCAGCAGCCCAGAGGACAGCUCAGGGCAAAAUGCGAGUACAUCAGUAAUUGUUAAUGUCCGGGAUGAAAAUGACAAUUCCCCAAUCUUCAUGCGUGAUCUUUAUUUUUUUGAAAUUGAGGAAAGUCCAGUUCCCCGAGGUGUGGUUGGUACCAUCACAGCAGUUGACAGAGACUCAGGAAGAAAUGGACAGCUUUCCUAUUUCCUUUUGUCAGAUGGAAAGUUUUUCAAGAUUAAUUCCAACACAGGUGAAAUUAUAAACUGGGUUGCAUUAGACCACGAGCAACAAACUCACCACCAGUUGAUUGUACUAGUAACUGACCACGGUGACCCCCGGCAUAAUGCCACAAUAACGGCAUAUAUCUUAGUUGCUGACAUCAAUGAUAAUCAGCCUUACUUCCCUCAGAUUCCAUCUGGAAAAGAAGUAACCCUCAAGGUUUUGGAAGGACAGCCAGAAGGUACACUUGUCACCACUGUGUUUGCAAAGGACCUUGAUUUUGGAAACAAUGGUGUAGUGUUAUACUCAAUAUUGUCAGAAGAUAGUUUUGGUCACUUUCAGAUUGAUGCCAACAAUGGCGAGUUAAGAACAACUGAAGCUCUUUCAUAUAAUUGGAGACCUAACUACAGAAUACUGGUCACUGCAAGUGACCAAGGAAUGCCUCCUCUUCAAGGACAUGCAGUUGUUAACAUCCAGGUAAUCCCAUUUUCUAAAGGGAGAUCUGUCUUUUCUCAAGAUAUCAGGCACUUUGUCAUACCUGAGAAUUUUAAACCUGCACAAAUAUUGAGCUCGGUGAAGUUGCCUGGUCAUUAUCUGCAAACCAACAGAAAACUGCAUUUUAGUAUCUCUGAAGAAGAGGAUGAUGAUCAUUUUGAAAUAGAUAGUUCAACAGGGGAUCUGUUUCUUUCCAAGGAACUUGACUAUGAAACAACUUCUCACUUCCUUCUGAGAGUUGUCAUGAAGGAUUAUAAUAAGAAUCCUCCACAGAACUACACUGUUUUCCUCAGUAUUGAUGUAGAAGAUCAAAAUGACCACUCCCCUUAUUUCCAGGAUAACUUCAUAGUGAUUGGCAUACAGGAGAAUGUACCUAUUGGCACUCUAGUGUACACAUUCAAUGCAAAAGAUGGAGAUGGCAGUUUUCUGAACAGCAGAGUACAGUAUUCCCUAGAAAUGAGUGACUCUGGUGAAAAUCCAUUUCUCAUCCACCCUUCAUAUGGCACCUUGAUCACAGCAAUUCCAUUAGACAGAGAGAUCACUCACUCAGUUGUCCUGACAGUGUCUGCAUCAGAUCAGGCAAUAAACUUGACAGAGCGCAGACUUGGUUCCCUGACAGCAAAAAUUGUCAUUUUAGACAUUAAUGACAACAGUCCCCAAUUUGUUUCUUCCUCUCUUUCCUAUGUCAUGGAGAAUGCAGAGGUAGGCUCUCUGGUACAUCACGUAAUUGCAGAGGAUCCAGAUGAAGCAAGGAAUGGACAAGUUACAUAUCACAUUCUUUCAGGCAAUGAAAACAAGGCAUUUAUGUUAGAUAAAACCACAGGGUUGCUAACCACAGCCUUUCCUUUGGACCAUGAGAGUCAAGAAUACUACACUUUGACCAUCAUGGCUCUUGAUGAUGGCACACCGUCACUCUCUGCAACCCAGAUGCUGACUGUAAGCAUUCUUGAUGUAAAUGAUGAGAGGCCAGUAUUUCAGAAGCAAUUGUAUGAAGCUGCAGUUUGUGAAAAUCAAAAUCCUGGAGAGUUUGUCAUUAACGUGGAAGCUGCAGACAGAGAUUCAGGAAUAAAUUCCCUGCUUCAGUAUGAAAUCUUACCAGGAAAUGGGUUUGAGAUUUUCCAGAUAAACUCCGAUACUGGAGAGGUGAUGACAACUGCCUCACUCGACAGAGAGACCCAAGAGAUUCUCAGUAUAAAAGUCCUGGUUCGAGACAGUGGAACCCCUUCUUUAUCCAGCACAGCAACAGUUAUCUGCAAAGUACUGGAUGAAAAUGACAAUACUCCUAAAUUUCUCCUUCCUGUCUCUGAGAUUCAAAUUCUGGAGAAUCAAGAGCCUGUAAUAUUGCACACUACACUAGCUGUAGAUAUAGAUGCUGGCAAUAAUGGAACUUUACGAUAUCAAAUAAUUGGUGGAAAUAUUGGAGAAUACUUCACUCUAAAUGAUACUUCAGGAGAACUCUUGGCCACUCGUAGUUUAGACAGGGAGGAUGCCAGCAACUUUACCCUUAUUAUUGAAUGUCAUGACCUGGGCAGCCCACCAAGAAGCUCCACAACACAGCUACAGGUUACAGUCCUGGAUGAAAAUGACAACAGCCCUAUAUUUGCCAAGAAGACCUAUCAGACCUCUGUGAGAGAAGACGUUGAGGAAGGAUCACUAGUUCUUGAGCUCUUUGCUUCAGAUGAAGAUGGUGGCCUGAAUGGUGAGGUCAUAUAUUCGCUCAUUGAUGACACCCUUGGAGCAUUUACUGUUAACAGUACAACAGGAGCAAUAGUUACUACAAAAGCACUAGACCGGGAGACUAAAUCUCAGUAUGCAUUUAGAGCAGUGGCAAGUGACUGUAGCAUCCAAGGCCCAAGAAGUACUACAGUUAGCAUUAUGGUGCACAUUGAUGAUGCCAAUGACAAUAGUCCAGUUUUUCUACAGAACCCUUUCCAAGUUUAUGUGCCUCCUGAAACCUCUGUGAAUCAGACAAUAGCCACUGUGAGAGCUGCGGACUUGGAUCUGGGGCCAAAUGGUGCAGUGGUUUUUAAUUUUGCAGUACCUGGAACUAUGUUUUGUAUUGACAUUAAUACAGGAGAGAUUUAUCUUCAAGAGCCAUUGCCUUCUGACGGUUUCAGUUCCUGCCUGUUGGUAUUGGCUUCAGAUCAAGGUGUUCCAGCUAGGACAGCCACAGCUGUAUUGGCCAUUUCCACAAGGGAACAAGAGGAGGUCAUGUCAUUCAGCCAUAGUUUGUAUGCAGUAACUGUGCCUGAAAACAGUGAAGCAGGCACCUCACUUUUGACUGUAGAAGCUUAUGAUCAUAAUUUACUGGAAAAAGGCAUAAAAUACAAGAUAUUCAGUGACAGUGAAGAUAUUUUCUCAGUACACUCCAUCACAGGUGAACUCACAGUGAAUAAGCCAAAGUUUCUUGACCAUGAAGUCAAGAGUAAAGUGCAUCUUGCUGUUUUGGCUGAAAAUGGCUUGAAUUCAGCAUACUGUGGAGUGACAGUUUGGAUACAAGACGUGAACGAUAAUGCACCUAAAUUUGAGCAAAGCUCUUACAAAACAUUGGUGUGGGAAGGCCGAAUCUACAAUACAUAUGUCAUGCAGAUUUUUGCAACUGACCUUGACAGUGGGCUAAAUGGAGAAAUUGAGUAUUCAAUUGUAUCUGGUAAUGAAAACGAAACAUUCCUGAUUGAUUCAAAACAGGGGAUUUUAGCAACUAAUGCAAUCCUGAAUCACGAAGACAUUUCAUCCUACAGGUUAGUUGUGCAAGCUGCCGAUAGAGGAACCCCUAGCCUUUCUGCUACAAGCAUAGUAACAGUACAGGUAGUCGACGUUAAUGACAAUACCCCAACUAUCCAACCACUAGGCAAAGUGGAGAUCUCUGAAAAUGCCCCACCUGGUUUCAUAGUGACUCAGGUUUCUGCAAAUGAUAUGGAUUUAAGUCCAGCUCUUCGCUACAGCUUUACACAAGAUGGUAACCCGGGAAUGAAAUUUGCUAUUAAUCAACACACUGGAGUGAUCACACUGGUGAAACCAUUAGAUUUUGAAGAAAUUGCUCAGUAUCGGUUGUGGAUUAGUGUGUCAGAUUCUGUGCAUCAAACAGAAGCAGAGCUCACCAUUCAUGUUUUGGAUAUCAAUGACAACCCGCCAGUUUUUACUCAGUAUUCAUAUCAGGUGACCGUGCCUGAGCUCACUCCUGUAGGUACUUCUGUCCUGACCGUCUCUGCUGUAGACAGAGAUUCAGAGCAUAAUGGAAUUAUUUCCUACAAAAUUUUGUCGUUUUAUGAGGGAUUUUCAAUUGAUCACAAAAAUGGGUCAGUAUUCACUGCCAAACCAGUGCCACACCUGGGCAAGAGUUCAGUUAUUCAGCUUCUUAUAGAAGCCAAAGACAAUGGAGACCCUGCUUUGACUGCUGUUACUUCUGUGGAGAUACAGAUACAGGAUGUAAAUAACUAUGCACCUCAGUUCACAACAGCACUAUACAAUGUGAGUGUGAGUGAAGAUGCCUCAGUCGGAAGGACUAUCCUCACAUUUUCAGCCAUUGACUAUGAUUGGAUACACAAAAAUACAUACAUUGAAUACUCUAUUAUCAGCAGCAACACUAAUAAUCUAUUCCAUGUGGAAACAAGUGUCAUUGAAUCAACACCACCUUACAAGCUGGUUGGCAACCUUGUUUUGAGUAGUCCUCUGGAUAGGGAAACUGCUUCCUCUCACCAUGUGAUCAUUCUUGCGUCUGACCGUGGAACACCUCCCCUUAAUUCCAGUGCUACUGUAUUGAUAACUGUACUAGAUGUCAAUGAUAACCCACCAGUAUUUAGCAAUCUGGAGUAUCGCAUUCAUGUCAGAGAAAAUAUCCCAAUAGGUAGUCAUAUCACUAUGGUUUCAGCAAAUGACUGUGAUGCAGGAGCCAAUGCAGAGAUCACUUACACUAUAAUCUCUGGAAAUGACAAGGGGCAUUUUCAAUUAGACGGGAAAACUGGCUCUGUGGAUUUGAUCAGAACUCUGGAUUAUGAGGAAACGAUUAAAUUCACUUUGACUAUUCAAGCCUCUGAUGGAGGGGUCAAUGUAAGAAAUGUGGCUUUUUCUGUUGUUUUUGUCAGUAUCCUGGAUGACAAUGAUUAUGCUCCACUGUUUUUGUUUCCCAGCCUGAACUGUGUUAUCCAUGAAAAUCUUCCUGCCUUUUCUUUUGUGUGCACAGUUUAUGCACUAGAUUUUGAUACAGGUCCCUAUGGACACCUUACUUACUCAAUCCAGUCAUCAUGUUUGUCUGAUCAUGGAUUUCCUCAAGAUCAUGACAUGUUUUUCAUAGAUCCUUUGACAGGAGAAAUGCAAACAAAGCAAAUACUUGAUUAUGAAAGUCAGAAUAAGUACUGUUUUAUAGCCCAGGCAAAAGACAAAGGUGACUCAAUAGCCACAUUAACAGUUCAGGUAGAUGUUGAAGGGACAGAUGAAUUUGAUCCUGUUUUUACUGAAGAUCAAUAUUUUUUUGAUCUCCCUGAGAAAAAUGAAGCAGGUCAACUGGUUGGCAAAGUGGCAGCAUCUGAUAAUGAUGCUGGAUUGGAUGGAGUUAUUCACUACUCCCUGCUAAAACCUUCUCAGUUCUUUUCUGUAAAUCAGAGUAAUGGAAAUAUCUGCUUGACUAGAACUCUUCACAGAAAGAAGAGCAGUACCAAAAGGAAAGAUGACACUCUUGAAUUGUUAGUAAGAGCUCACAGCCCCAAACUGGACUCUAAAUCCACUACAUGCACUGUUCUGGUAAAUAUUUCCAACUCUCCUGAGAAUUAUUCUAUAGCAUCUGCAAACAUCUUGUCUAUUAGUCUUACUGUCUCUUUUGUAGUGUUCCUGCUGCUUGCCAUCAGCCUUAUUGCACUUAUUCUGAGAUACAAACGAAAAGACAUCAUAAAUUCCUGUAUGAAAAGAGAAACAUCAUUUUCAUCAGCUGAUUUGAGCUUGACCAAUGAAGAUAAUAUUCCUAAGGACUGCCAGAAACUCCAGAGCACUGAGAGUAGUACACUUCCCAUGGGCUCCAUAGCAGAGUGGUUGAGUUUGGUAGGCAUCAGAGAAAAGGAAGAUAUUGGUAACCCCAGCAGGCACUCAGAUUCUAGUGGUCAUGGCUCAGCAGAAGGGGACACUGCAGAAGAUGAGGAAAUCAAAAGGAUCAAUGAGCAUCCAUGCAGAAAGGGGUUGGGUUCAGCUUUAAGUGGGCGAGGCUCAUGCGUGCCAGACUCAGGAAUUCCAAGAGACUCUGACCAGUUAUCCUGUCAGUCUGGAGAAACUGAUGUGUUAGCUGACACUCAAAAUGCGGAGAGUCUCCACAUCUUCAAAGAUGGAGGAGGAGAAGGCUAUGACCCAAACUGUGCCCAUAACAAAAUGCUGUCCCAAACUCUUCAAAAAAUUGGGAAAAAAGAGAGACACAUAAUAACAGACAUCACAAGAGAAUACAUAUUUAUCUCUGAUGGCCAGGAUUCCCGGUAUGGAUCACUUGCAACCCUUGUAGCCUCUGAUGAGGAUCUUAGAGGAAGUUACAGCUGGGAUUACUUGCUUACGUGGGAACCCAGAUUUCAGCCUCUUGCCUCCGUGUUUAAUGAUAUUGCGAAACUGAAAGAUGAAAGCUUACAAAUUCAUAGCUUUCCUAAGGAGAAGAAAUCUUUUAUUUUCCCUCCUCCCUUGAUAACAUCAGUAGCUCAACCUGGCAUAAGGACAGUGCCACCACAUAUGCCAACUAUAAUACCUGGGCAGGCAUUUAAAAAAUACCCUCGUUCUCCCCUUAUCCAUAAUCUUAGAUACACUUCACCAGCCAUGACUCCCAGUUUUUCUCCUUCUCUGUCUCUACUUACCUUGCAGACUCCUACAGCUUCUCCAGUGAUGUCAGAUGCAGGACUGACAGGAACAUACCAAAUUGGCCAAAAUCAUGCAACAGAGGAAGACGUUCAGGUGUAGGUGAUUAACCACUGGUAAAAUGUUAAAGGAAAAUUUGGCUUAAAACAUACUUGUUCGUUGUUUAAUGAGUAAAACCACAUGUCAGAGCUAUAUCAUCAGUAUUUUAUUUUUUAUGGUUUACAAAAGAUAAGAUAAUUUAGUCAAACUUUCUCACUAUCAUGUUCUUUGCAUAAUAUGCUCUAAACUUGUGAGGGUUGCCUUUUAAUUACCUUUUUUCUAUCUACUAAAAACCCUGGUAUCUAAUGUAAAUCACAUACCCAGGUGUCUGACAGCUGACUUACCCAAAUGACAGACUAUAUUGUUUAUCGUUAAGGAUUUCAAAUAACUCUUUGUUGUGAUUAAUGGUUUAUCACUGAGGAUUUCAGUUUAAAAUGCUGACUAUUAGUGAGAGUUACCUUUAAUACCUCUCUGCGUUCCUUAAGCUAUUUUUGUGGCAGCUGGAAAGUUGGCUACCUGCAGAUUUCUUUGUAGGGAAAUCCACUUGGCAUGUGGCUGAGGUAGCAUCUCCAGUCUCAGGAUCAGGGCAGUGUGAAGGUUGUAUAAAGCUAUCUGUGACUCCCCCACUCAUUACUGGGACUAUGCUGAGUACAUCUCAGCUGGAGCAGAAAAUCUGGCCCUCUACAUAAUAUAUAUCAUACAUAUAACAGCUUGUGUGUAUAUGUACACACAUACAUGCAUAUGCUGUUUCUGUGUGUGUAUGUAUUGUAUCGAAUCAAUAAAACACACAUACUUAUGCUUCUACCAUAAUUUUAACUCAGAACUGGCACUUGGGGAACAGGACAGGGUGAAAUACAAGAAAUAUGCCUUACAGAGGGUAAAGGUGGCUACCCUUUUGGAAUCAGUAUAUUAUAUGUGUAAUGGCUUCUGAGCAGCUUUGCCCAUUAUCACAUGUUUGGAUCCUUUCUGGAUAUAAACUGACAUUGUUCCUAAGAGUAUGCAGGCAACAACCGUUUCCAAGACAAGAAAUAGAAAGAAAAGAAUCAGAAAUGGAGUCAGCCAGAAGCCUGUGCCAGGAAGGGGAAAGCAAAGGAAAGCAGUCAUUCUCAAUUAAUAUAUGA